AUGGAGGCCAAGAUUGAAGAGAGCAGCUUGUGGCCUUACUGGACAGGUGCUUGGCCUGAUAGCCACCUGCUUGAAGAGGAAGCGCUCCUCUCCGGCCUCUCCUUACCAAGCUUGCACUUCCACCCAUUGUGCUCGACCAUUACAUCCAGCAACAUUCUGCAGGAUUUCAGGUGCAAGAUCGAUGUCUUGUUCUUUGAGACGCAUGCAGGUGAGCUCGACGCCAUCUUUGAGGAUGAUGUGCUGAGGCAUUGGGAUGACAUGGAGCAGUCUGGCAACAAGGUAGAGGAGGAAGGCAACGAGAGGCUGCCGCUGCUUUGCUACACCGAGGAGGAGAAGGAAGUGUCCUCGAACACCAAGGUCGUCGUCAGAGCAGCAGGCCAGCAAGUGAGAUCGUCAGAGGAGCCGGUCCUCACGUUCGAGCUCGUGUCGCAGUACUUCUACAUGCCGAUCAUGCAGGCGGCGCGGGAGCUCAACGUCGGCCUCACCCUCCUCAAGAAGAGGUGCAGGGAACUGGGCAUCCCUAGGUGGCCACAUCGCAAGAUGAAGAGCUUGCAGUCCUUCGUCAAGAAUGUCCAGGUCCUGCAGGAGGCGGGCAAGGCGGUCGAUGAGGAGCAGCUGAGGGCGGUGGUGGAGAUGCUGCAGCAGGAGAAGCAGCUCCUGGAGCAGAGGCCGUAUGUGCAGCUGGAUGAGAAGACCAAGAGGCUCAGGCAGGCCUGCUUCAAGGCCAACUACAAGAAGAGACGGCUCUUGGCUCUCAAAGGAGGGGAGGCACCAAGAAUCCACAAGUACUGA
Messenger RNA from Miscanthus lutarioriparius, 792 nucleotides. NCBI's taxonomy places the organism in Eukaryota, Viridiplantae, Streptophyta, Magnoliopsida, Poales, Poaceae. The record is from the annotation of a GenBank genome assembly.